Dromaius novaehollandiae (emu) is the source of this 920-nucleotide messenger RNA. RefSeq names its product cytochrome b-245 light chain. The record is from RefSeq and is a predicted model, not a curated record. The transcript has 6 exons. The coding region runs from base 116 to 667 and encodes 183 amino acids. NCBI's taxonomy places the organism in Eukaryota, Metazoa, Chordata, Aves, Casuariiformes, Dromaiidae. Gene Ontology annotation, molecular function: heme binding.
CGGAGGGGGCGGGGCCAGGGCAGGGGGCGGGGCGGGGCAGCCGCUCGGCUACUUUGUAUCGCGCCGCUUCCGCCGGGGCCGAACCGGGCCGGGCCAGGCCGAGCCGGGCCGAGCCAUGGGGCAGAUCGAGUGGGCCAUGUGGGCUAACGAGCAGGCGCUGGCGGCCGGGCUCAUCAUGCUGACCGGCGGGAUCGUGGCCGUGGCGGGGCAGUUCAAGGGCUGGUAUUUCGCGGCGUACGCCAUCGCGGCAGGCGUCUUUGUCUGCCUGCUCGAAUACCCCAGGAGCAAGCGGAAAAAGGGCUCCACCAUGGAGAGGUGCGGCCAGAAGUACAUGACGGCCGUGGUGAAGGUGUUCGGGCCCCUCACGAGGAAUUACUACAUCCGGGCCAUCCUGCACGCCGCCCUCGCCGUCCCCGCCGGCUUCCUCCUCGCCACCAUCCUGGGCACCGUCUGCCUGGGCAUCGCCAGCGGCAUCUACCUGCUGGCGGCGGUGCGCGGCGAGGAGUGGCGGCCCAUCGAGCAGAAGCCCCGCGAGCGGCCGCACGUGGGUGACACCAUCAAGCAGCCGCCCAGCAACCCGCCGCCCCGGCCCCCCGCCGACGCCCGCAAGAAGCCGCCGCUGGACGCGGGGGGGCAGGUGAACCCCAUCCCCGUCGAGGCCGAGUGAGGCCGGGGCCUCCCGCCGGGCUGCCUGCACCGCUCGCCCGCCGCUUCCCCGGGGACACAGGGCCCCCACCCACCCCCGGGACCCCCAAGCCCUGGUGGUGCCCCGCUCCCAUGGGGGCCAUGCUUGGCGUGGGGGUGCACAGCCCCAUGGGGGCCCAGCCGGGGGGGGCACCCAGCUCUGCUCGCUGCCUCUUGCUUUUUUUUAUCGCCUCCUUUUGUGGUUGCUGUUGCAAUAAAAUGAAUGACCCCCCCCA